Molecule: messenger RNA, 789 nt
Organism: Rhizopus microsporus ATCC 52813
Lineage: Eukaryota; Fungi; Mucoromycota; Mucoromycetes; Mucorales; Rhizopodaceae
Product: NAD(P)-binding protein
Exons: 6
Coding region: 1-789 (262 amino acids)
Molecular function (GO): oxidoreductase activity
Source: RefSeq, a predicted model, not a curated record
AUGGAUUUUUCAAAUUUGUUUUCUGUAAAGGAUAAGGUUGUUUUAGUUACCGGAGGCUCAAGAGGAAUCGGCGAAAUGAUUGCCACUGGAUUUGUAUCUGCUGGAGCAAAAGUAUACAUUACAAGCCGUUCCGCUGAUGUCUGUUAUAAAGUCGCAAAAGAACUAACAGCCAAGGGCCCUGGACAGUGCAUUGCCAUCCCUGCCAACUUACAGCAUAUUGAUGAGAUUAAACGCUUAGUUGCCGAGAUUUCAAAAGCAGAAGAUCAUCUUGACGUGCUAGUCAAUAAUGCAGGUGCAAAUUGGAGCGAGUCUUUUGAGAAGUUCCCUGAUGAAGCUUUUGAGAAGGUCAUAAGCUUGAAUCUAAAGCGUAUCUUUACUUUAACUCAGGCCUGUCUUCCACUUUUGACAGCAAAGGCUGCACCAGAUAAUACUAGCUCAGUCAUCAACAUUGGAUCUAUUGACGGCGAGAGGUCACCUCCACAAGAAACAUACGCGUAUUCAGCUUCAAAAGGUGGCCUUCAUCAUAUGUCACGCCAUAUGGCUGGAAAACUAGGUCGUAAAAAUGUACGUGUCAAUGUAGUUGCUCCUGGUGCCUUUCAAUCCAAGAUGAUGAAGGCUACAUUAGAUAAAUUUCAUAAACAGAUCGUUGCUUCCAUUCCUGCCGGUAGAAUUGGCUCACCAGAGGAUAUUGCUGGUACAUGUAUCUACUUGUCUUCUAGAGCUGGACAGUACACAAAUGGUGCCACGAUUACUGUUGACGGCGCUGCUCUUGCUGCUUCUAGGAUGUAA